Astyanax mexicanus (Mexican tetra) is the source of this 6324-nucleotide messenger RNA. RefSeq names its product cyclin-dependent kinase-like 5. Gene Ontology annotation, biological process: regulation of dendrite development; positive regulation of axon extension; protein phosphorylation. Bases 308 to 3334 code for a protein of 1008 amino acids. NCBI's taxonomy places the organism in Eukaryota, Metazoa, Chordata, Actinopteri, Characiformes, Acestrorhamphidae. Gene Ontology annotation, molecular function: ATP binding; protein kinase activity. The record is from RefSeq and is a predicted model, not a curated record. Gene Ontology annotation, cellular component: nucleus; dendrite cytoplasm. The transcript has 18 exons.
CUCAGAUUGGUCGCCGUCUCGUCAAUCAAAAAAACCCCAAAACUGUUGCUAUCGGCUCUCCAGUCGCCUGACAACUGCGUGGAGGUUAGAGCCUGGAGAAGCGAUGUGGAUGCUCACCGCGGAGGACUGAGCAGCUUUGAAGGCAAGAAAUUAAUGCGAGUGUGCGCUUAGAGGAAACAUGCGGGAUAUUUCGUGGCCCACACUGAUUGGACCACACGGUGCCAUGCUGCCUCAUUCCCUGUAACCCAGACGACAACCAACUUGCUUCUUAAACUCCGUCUCUCCUGGCCAGCGGCCAUUUGUCUUGAUGAGGACCCCUGCCAUUGGUGAUGUGAUGAACAAGUUUGAGGUGCUUGGCAUCGUGGGGGAAGGAGCAUAUGGGGUCGUGCUCAAGUGUAGACACAAGGAGACUAAUGAAAUCGUGGCCAUUAAGAAGUUCAAGGACAGUGAAGAGAAUGAGGAGGUGAAGGAGACAACCCUGCGGGAGCUGAAGAUGCUCCGCACGCUGAAGCAGGAGAACAUUGUGGAGCUGAAGGAGGCUUUCCGGCGGCGGGGGAAACUCUACCUGGUGUUCGAGUAUGUGGAAAAGAACAUGCUGGAGCUGCUGGAAGAGCUGCCAAACGGAGCACCGCCCGACAAAGUGAGGAACUACACCUACCAGCUAAUCAAAGCCAUCCACUGGUGCCAUAAGAAUGACAUCGUGCAUAGGGAUAUUAAGCCAGAGAACCUCCUCAUCAGCUCGGAUGAUGUGCUCAAGCUGUGUGAUUUUGGUUUUGCUCGUGACCUCUCGGAAGGAAAUGACGCUAACUACACUGAGUAUGUGGCCACCAGGUGGUACCGCUCACCUGAACUACUGCUGGGAGCUCCGUAUGGGAAGGCGGUGGACAUGUGGUCGGUGGGGUGUAUUCUGGGCGAGCUGAGUGAUGGGCAGCCUUUGUUUCCGGGAGAGAGUGAGAUCGAUCAGCUCUUUACCAUCCAGAAGGUCCUGGGUCCUCUCCCUCCAGAGCAGAUGAAGCUUUUCUACAGCAACCCUCGCUUCCACGGACUACGGUUCCCCACAGUGAGCCACCCGCAGACUCUGGAGAGGAGAUACCUCGGCAUCAUCAAUGGCCCCAUGCUGGACCUAAUGAAGAACCUGCUGCUUUUGAACCCAAAUGAACGUUUUCUGACGGAACAGAGUCUGAAUCACCCCGCAUUCCAGACGCAGUGCCACGGGGAGCGGGCUGGUCCACCCACGCCCACACCCAUACGUUCCUCCAAGAGAAAACCCCACCAUGACCCCACUGCCCUUAGCAGCAGGAGUCACGGUGGCAAGAGCUCAGGGCACCAUCGUUCAAACAGCCGGGACUGUUCAAGCCUGCCGCGCCACGGUCAUGAUGACCUGCAUCCGACGAGUGCUGAGGCCUUUUUGAAUGGUGCCGGGCCAGCCUCCAGCAGCCUGAGCCCCACGCUGCACCCCAAGAGCUACCAGACCCCCCAGCCCCUCAACCGCUCUGCGUCAUGUGGGAAAGACCUGUCCAACCUGCCGCAUUCUGGCCUCAGCCCCAAGAAGGGCAAAGCAAAAGCAGCCGACUUUGACUUCGGUAAGCCUUCGGACGGCCCCGGCGCUAAAUACCUCAAGUCCAAUGCUUCUCGCCACUCCCAGAACCGCCACUCUUUCGUCGAGGGAAAGACCAAUACAUUGCAGGGGGAGAGGGAGAAACACAGUCGUCAUGGUUAUGGCGAGUCCUCAAGUGGUAAGGGCUCAUCAUCCUUCAUGAGUUUGUCCAAGAGCCAUGGAACCUUGAGCGAUGCCAAGUCUGUCAGCAACCUGAGCGACCCACGUCUGCUCCAGGAUGAGCCAACUCUCCCCUCAACCCGUUACUUCCCCUCCAGCUGUCUGGACCUGAACGUCAACCUGAACCUACCGGCGCCAGGCAGCCCCAACCUUCGCCACAGCCCCUCAGCCGGAGGUCGAACCAAGCCAGAGUCCUCACUGCGCCGCUCCUCCUCACGCCACAAAGGCCAGCAGCAGGAUGAAGGCAAAGCAACAGACCCCUUAGACCCUGGAGGAGGAGGCGGGGGAGGUGGAGGACUUUCAGCCGCUCACGACUUUCCCUAUGGCUUGGGCUACACCAGUCCAUUCUCGUCCCAGCAGCGCCCCCACAGGCACUCCAUGUACGUUCGACGUGAACGCGGGCGGCCCCACGGAGGGGACUCAGGGGGUCUGGCCGUGGGGCAGGGAAUGCCUACUCGCGCCAGUAGUCUGCAGAUGCUCUCACCACAGCUGCAGCACCGCACGCUGCCUAGGCAUGUGGGCGGAUCUGGCUCCCGGGAUGAGGCCCCUGAGGACAUCAGGGCAGCCAUAUAUCAUGAGCAGCAUCCGGAGGACGCAGGAUCAUCUAAGGAAAACCGCAUGAUCUACAGUGAGUCCAUGCCACGCCGAGUUGGUAGCUUCUACAGAGUGCCCUCUCCUAGACCUGACAAUGCUUUCCAUGAGGGCAGCGGGCAGGGCAUGAGCUCAGGGAUGAACAUGGAAAGCAGCAGCCACACCAAACGCCAGCCCACUUACGACCCCUGGACGGGGCCCGAGGCGCUGGAAUUGAGUCCGCCAGAGCCAGCCAAAGAAAAGGAGAAGCAAGGCUUCUUCAGAGCAAUAAAGAAAAAGAAGAAGAAAUCUCAGACGGUGGACGCUGGAGAAAGCAGAGGUCCUGUGAUCAAGAAAUCUCUUUUCCCCCUGUUUAACUCAAAGACUAGCUUUACACGUAACUCCUCAGAGAGAGUACUCCCUCUAGUGGCCUCACCCAUGGUCCUGAAUGAAGGUCCAGAUCAGGUGGUGAUGCAAAAGUCCUCCAGGGGGUUCGGUCACCAGGGCAGCAGCCGGCACCGGACGCGCAGCAGAGACCGCGAGAGGAGCCGAGACCGGGAGCAGGACCGAGAGCGAGACAGCGAGUGGCCGGCCGAGAGGAUACCUGAAACCCACACUCAGAACCAGCCACUCAAAUCUCUACGCAAGCUCCUUCAUCUCUCUUCCUCAUCCUCCUCCAACCAACCCACCACCCCAGACCUGCGUUUCCCACACUCCAACCCAGGGUCCUCUAAAGGGGGCAGCUUUGUGGAGUCCCGGGGUCACGUGGGAGGAGGAGGAGGGUCAUCCCAAGCCAAGUCUCGCUCCCAGUAUCCACUCCCAGGUCAGCUAGAGUCUACAUGGCACUCAGCAGCUCUGGCACGGGGUGAAGGAAACCCGUACCCAGACCAGCUGGCCUCCAAAGCAGGACAGAACGGAAUCGGAUUUGGCCGGCCGUCCCGCUCGCGGAUGCCGAACCUCAACGACCUGAAAGAGACUGCUCUUUAGGCCGAGGUGGCAUCAAACCACAGCUCCACCCGAUGGCCUGGAGGAUUAGAGAGUGAGGGAAACUGCUCUUGACCACUAUUUAACUCUUGAAGGGUAGGCCUAAGUAUGUCUUAAUAGUUUUUUUUAUUCUUCCAUAUUUAAUAGAAUUUGUAAUAUUAUUUAUGGGCUGUAUUUUUUGUUAUUGGAUAAAUAUAAUAUGAUUUCAAUGAAAAAAGGUUUUAUGUAAACAUAAGAUGUAUAAAUACAUUAGUAUAGUAUAUUAUUCUCCAAAUAUAUAUAUAUAUAUAUAUAUAUAAUUCUAUAUAAGAUUUGGUUAAGGAUGUCAGGUGGUUUGUGUAUAAUAUAUAUAUAUACAUAUAUUUAUAAACUUAUAUAUUUAAUAUAAGUUUAUAGAAAACUAUAAUUACAACAUAUGCUCCAACUUUGUGUUACGUUUCUAUCUCAACAGUGGAUUUAACAUAGGAGCUAAGAGCCAGAUCUAACAAUACACUCAUUUGUUAAUCAAUAAAAUGCAGCAAAGUUUUUCAAGGCUUUUCAAAGCUUUUCAAAGGACAAGCCACAGUAAAUUUGUGUAAUUCUGACUCAUACCUUCUGCAGUAUUGUGCUGCCACCUGCUGGCUACAGUCGUCUGCUACAUCCACAAAAUACAGAUGCUGUACGUUGACUGUACACAUCAAAAGAUCGCUGCAGUUUCGCAGCUCAUAUGUUUGUAUGUGCAAAGCCAGAUUUCAUUUGUAUAUUCUCAGGUUUAGUGUUAUUUAAACACUGUAAAUACUAUUGUAUUGCAAUAUUUUGAGACCAACACAGGACAAUUUAGUAUUUAAAACUCCAGUUCAUGUUUAGAGCUAUAGUCUUAAUAGUAUGGUUGUUUGGAGAAAGGGUAAGUUCAAUAAUCAGCUUAUCGCAAUAUGUAAAGACAAUAAAAAAUACACUCGCCACAUCACCAAAAUAAUGCAGAUUUUCUUUGGAUAAGGUAAACUGACUUCACUGCAUACUGCUAUUGACUUGAAUGGUAGUAAAUUAAUAGUUACACAAGAUGUCAAAAGCCAAGAAGAUCUGUAAAUAAUUUAGCAUAGAAAUUGUGAAAUAUGCAUCCAGUUAAAAAAGAAAAACACUUAAAGAAGUUUAAAGUAAGAGUAAGCUAGCUAGUUAGCUAAAUUUUGGGUAAUUGCUUCACUGUUGUGAGUAUAUUAGACUUAGCAUUUAUGGCAUUAACACCAGCAUCACACAACACAUCAGGAAUUCCUCAAACACAAGACCCUUCAAAAUCAAUCCUCAGCCUCUUACUGACGAUCCAACACCCUUCACUCUAUCAUGAUUAUAGAGCCUUAACUCCUGCGUUUCUCAGAAUGAAAAAUAAGAACUCUACGCAACGUUGUCUUUAAAGGAAUACUCCAGUGUUUUCAACCUGUAAUCUAUGUAACCUAUAGUACCUGUUUUAGAAAUCACAAGCAGUAGAUGAUGAUUUUUUUCCUCUAUUUGAAAAUCUACAUGUUUAAGCAAAGCAUUCUUACAAGGAAGAAGCUCUGAGUGGCCCUACUGUCUAAGUGUUGGUCCUAUCCCUGGGAGAUGGCAGCUUCACUCAAAAGUGUAACUAGAAUAUCUGUGGCAUUACUAGAAUGACCAGAACUUCUAAUACAAAGGUGGAAGAAACAAAUUCUUCACAGUGGGCAUGAUGGAAUGAUUUGAAUAAAAUGUGCAUUUAGCGUUCUUUUUCUUUUUACACAAAAAGCAUGUAAUUAGAUUUCACCCUUCCAGUGCUGAGAAAACUACUAGCUGUUUUCAUCCAGCUUUUUGUAAAAGUUACAGUACACAUCAAAAGUUUUGACAAACCUUAAAUUCUUCAUUGUACAUUAAUAUUAAAACAGAAGUAAAGUUCUGAAGAGGUAGAGUUGGGACACAGUGAAUAGCUCUAAUGUUCUAAUCCAUAUUAUGGUAAGGACUACUAAACUAAGUAAAAAAAAAAACAAAAAAAAACUUUAAGAAAUGAAGGUCAGUCAAUCUGUUCAUCAUACUUACCAGCCUCAGUACCACAAGUUAACAGCCCUCAGAUAAAAGUCACCUAAAUGCUUCAGUAUUUUGGUUUGUUUCACACUUGUUUCUAUAUGAUUUAUUAUGUGUUCCUUCAUACUUUGAAUGACAUCAGUAUUCAUUUAUAAUGUAGGAAAAAAAUUAAAUGAGAAGGAAUGUCAAAACUUUUGACUGGUACUGUGUGCGCAAUGUAAGAAAUUUUAACAAAAACUAUUGUAGGCAACUUCAGAUGACUAGAUGAUUAGAAACUGCAUUGCAUCAUUCUAUUUUGCAUUGUAUCUAUUUAUCACUCUUUUUUAAAAUAUUUGGUCGAAUUGUGUUUUUUAUUCAAUGCACAUUUUGUAAAUGUGAAUAGAAUUGUAGACAUUUACAAACACAACUUUUAGUACAAAUAGGGCAGAUAGAGCUGAAGUUUGAAAAAGUUGGAGUAGUCCUUUAUUACUGCACUUUAAGUAAACUACGCCAUUCUCAGAUAGAAAAGGUCACGUCUUUUUCCACAACAUGGUAGUGGUGGUCAUUUCCACACUCAGUGUAUAAUAACAGCCAUCACAGUGUGUGUAAAUUACGGUAUUACAGCCUAUCUAGGAGUCUUUUGCAUCAUAUUUGUGAUAAAUGUAUUAUGCAGUCUAUAACUUAAGAGGACAGUCUCUGUAACCUGUAAACUGUAACCCGGGAUAAAAGGCUUUUUUACCGUAGACACUGGGUGGGUGUGUUACACUGAUACCAACAUGUGGCCACAAUCGACUCUGUUCAUAGCAGCUUAUCAGACAAGGAAAGUUAAAAAUAAAGGAUUUGUUUCGUCUGACUGAGACAUGACAUGGUAGCAUAGAUUAUUAAUGUUUCAUCUUUUGUUUUUCACGGGUAAAAAUGCCAAUAAUAAGCAGACGUUUGGUUCUCAAACAGUUUCAUGUUUACACCUGUUAUGGACAGUAAUCUCUCAAUAAACCUUGUGGAAUUUU